ACCCGCCAAUUAAACAACAGAAGAAGACGACGAAUCUCAGUUCAUGCCGUAAAACUAGUUGAUGACUACAUGCUUUACGGUCACCGCCAUUAGUUACGUUACCGUUUUCUGCAGUGCACUUUGCUAAUCUGUCCUUGUAAAUAUGCAUCAUAUGCAUUUGGACGACUGAAGUUUUCAGCUCCCUUCUGACAAAAACAACAACAAGAAGAGCGGAUUGAAAACACAGGAUGGCAUCUCAUUUCCUGAAAGUCUCAGUACUUCUUCAGAAGUACCGGACACCGCUGGUCAUUGCGAGCUGUGGCGGAGUCUUUGCAGCGAACAUGUUCUACCAUGUUUUCCCCAACUUGUCCUACCGCCAGCUCUAUCAGGCCUGGUGUAAAGGAGAGCCAGUGAUGCUGUCUGAAAAACUGGAGUGUCUCUUUCAGCAGGUGCUGAAGGACUAUAAUGUCAGCUCAACCAAGAAUUUCUUAGCCUUUGCGUCUUUUGGAUUCCAUCCGGUUGGUGCUGGUGUCCCGUGGCUUCCUGCUGGGGUUCAGAUCGGCAUCCCAGCUAACUUUAACAGCACUCUGGAUGACCCGAGCGGCAUUACCAACCGCAACGUCUUCAUCAACGACAAAAUGGUGGACUGGAGCAGCGAGGCUGGCUGUGCUCUGAAGGAGGCGCUGUUGUUUUCCGUCGAGGCGCAGAAGUUUGCCAUUGCACGUGAAGUGGCCCGCUUGCAGUCAGGAGGACCUGUUAUGAGCGCAGCUGUUGCUCCGUUCUGUCUGGGUGGGGUUUGGGUGUACAGCGUGGUACUGAAGCAGGUGUUUGGGCUGCACGGCGGGCCCAUGCUACUUCGUGGGGCUGUGAACAUUGUGGCGCUGGGUAUCGGCGCUGUUUCUUACUUUCUCACCUCGGACGCUUUGAGCCAGUGGCUUGACUACAGCUCAGACCGGCGUGCGGCUGGAGUGUCUCGGGAGUACGCUAAAGGAGGGGUGGAGUUUUAUGAUAAAAUCUUGUCCAGAAACAAAACUCUGCGCUCUCUGAUGGGGAAGAAGGGAGAGGAGAUGUAUUCACCCAGUGGUAACCUCUUUCCUGCUAACAUCCUUCAGCUGAAGCACACGCCGUACACUUCCAGGAGGGAAGGCAUCCUCACGCUGCUGAAAGAGAAAGCUUGAAAUGUAGAUGUUGCAUUUUUUUUUACUUUCAAAUGCUAUAAUGCUUGUCUGAAUAUUAUUUAUAAGUGAAAAGGGUAAGCGAUUAAAAUUCGGAAGUGUCUUUUAAAGUUAUGGUGUGUCAGAAAACUUGUGUGUUCUUGACAGCAAAAACAAGAUGGAGUAAUGGCUGUGAUUCAUUUGAAUGUAGUGUAAUAAAACUCAAAAUAUGGCUGUCAUACAAUCAUCUGAUAAACUGUGAAAAUAAAUUUGAUUAAUUUUAA
Messenger RNA from Nothobranchius furzeri (turquoise killifish), 1417 nucleotides. RefSeq names its product transmembrane protein 177 (gene tmem177). The record is from RefSeq and is a predicted model, not a curated record. Gene Ontology annotation, cellular component: membrane. NCBI's taxonomy places the organism in Eukaryota, Metazoa, Chordata, Actinopteri, Cyprinodontiformes, Nothobranchiidae.